Messenger RNA from Brenthis ino (lesser marbled fritillary), 444 nucleotides. The record is from the annotation of a GenBank genome assembly. Lineage: Eukaryota; Metazoa; Arthropoda; Insecta; Lepidoptera; Nymphalidae.
AUGAAACCAUUUCCAUUCAAAGAAAUAAGCCAUGAAAAGAGAAUUUUUAAUUACAGGCUUUCACGUGCAAGACGAGUAGUUGAAAAUGCUUUUGGCAUAUUGGUGCAACGGUUUAGAGUUUUGCGUCAAAGCAUAAAUGUAAAUGUGGACAAUAUUGAUUAUAUUGUCUUAGCAUGUUGUGUUUUACAUAAUUAUUUACUAAAAACAUCACAUGCCAGAUAUUUGACUUCCAAAAGUGUGGACUGUGAAGAUGUCAGAGAAAUGAAGUUUCAACCUGGUGAAUGGCGGCGUUCUGAAAGACUAACUCCUUUAGAAAAAUGUUCCACAAGACAAAGAAAUGAAGAAGGAAACAACAUUCGAAAUAUUUUUACAGAGCAUUUGAGUGGCCCCGGAAGUGUAAAUUUUCAGGAACAAAUGCUGAGAGUUGUGAGAUUAUUCGAUGAA